AUGGAAAACUACUCGUACAGCCCAGAGUUCAGCAUCAGCAACACCCAGUCCCUCGCUUCUAAGGAAGAGGUCCCCGUCCAGCUAGAAUCUGAAGGAGAGGAAAGCGAAGAAGGAUCUGAUAGAAAGGAUGAAAGUGUAGUUGAGUAUAAUAUUUAUGAAGACAUGGGGAAAUAUGAGAAGGAUUUGGCCAAGGUGUUCCAGAACCCGAGGUUUGUGUCUGACCAAGUGAUGAAUAGGAAGGAGAUGAAGAAGAAACAGGGUGUGUUACAUACGGGAGCGAAAAUAACGAAUUUGUCAAAUGCAGUCCCGACCAUAAGGCUAGCAGAUUUGAAAAGUGAGAUGAAGAAUAGGUUGCCGACUCAUUUGAGGAAUACUAUUAGUAAAGAAAUUAAGGAGUUGAGAAUUACGAAUGAGGAAUAUAAAGCCUAUGAAAAUAGGGCAAUGAAAUUAAAUGAGAAAGGGUAUUCCCACUCUGAGAUAGACUUAGUAGAAUUCGUCUUAGAGCAGAGAACAAAGGAAACUGGCACCGAUAAAAAGUUUCAAUAG
This is a messenger RNA of Moneuplotes crassus, 546 nucleotides long. The record is from the annotation of a GenBank genome assembly. NCBI's taxonomy places the organism in Eukaryota, Ciliophora, Spirotrichea, Euplotida, Euplotidae.